UAUAAUAUAAUUGUUAUUACGAUUUUUGGCUAUUGUAGUCUGUACACAGAGAUGACUGGUGUACCACGAAAUUGACCAUAUUAUUAUUAUCAAAAAUAUUUUCUCAAAUCUCAGUUGUACACUUGUACACAGCUGCUACCACAAUCCACUACAACAGUGAUGACGACGAAAUAUUCCGUAUUCGAUGUAUGAUUUCUCUUCGCAUCGUAUAAGAUUUGUGUUGCACAUUUAAAUUAACUAAUAACUAUAUUAUACUACGGAUUUAAAUAAUACUUAUCGUACUUUUAUUUAAUAUUCGACGGGUAGUUAUAAACGAUUCAAUUUUCAAUAUAAUAACUACUAACUAGUUCAAAACGUACCUUCGAUAUAAUUUUUUAGAUAAUACGCAUAUUCCGUAACACUUCCAUACGUCGUUAACAGCUAUUUGUACAAUAUAAUAUAUAUUAUAUAUCUACCUACCAACUUUUGUUUAAAUUUUGAGUAUCUUGAUGAAUAAUAAUAUAUAGGUUCCUACAAUUUAUAAAUUAGUCGUUGAAUUAUCAGCUAAAUUGCCGGCUUUAACGUAACAUAUUAACCGGACGUUUAAAACGUUUAAAUUCAUUAUUGUUUUAAAUAUUGACAUGGUUUAAUUUAUGGAAAAAUAUUUAUUUAUUAAAUAUUGUUGGCCAUAUAUUAUAGGGUCAAGGUUACGCGUUUAUAUAUUACAUAUAAGAUAUAACUUACUUAAUACUUAUUAUAUUAUUAUAGUUAUUACUUAAAUUUGUUCACACUGUAAGUUAUAUUUAUGUGGUCAUCACUUUAUAUCAAUCCUAUUGGUUAAAUGUUGUUAUAAGCAAUAAAAACCAAUAUAAUAAUAAUAAUAAUAACAAUAAUUGUUUACGAGCGUCGAGCAGGUAUACCUUCUACCUAUAUUAUAUUAUUAUAAUAUAAUAUGCUUGGUUUCCAUGGUUCCUCUGAACAAUAACAAAUUAAAGUUGGGUACCUAAAUGCAAUUUACAUUAAACCUUUAAUAUUUUUACUGAUAUUUUUAAAUAUGGCUUUACAGACGUAUUCGAUUUUAUAUUUAAAUUUAAUAUGUGAAAUGAUUUAUGUAGUGGCAGAAAGAUUAAAAACACAAAAGAUUCAAAUAGAUAAAUCUAAAUUAGUUCUUAAUGACAUAAUUGCUGCCUCGCUUAACUGUCCAUUUUUAUUUGUACCAACAUCUAUCAUUGACAAAGAUAUUUUAGAUAAAAGUAUAUGUUGUGCGGUUCAUUCUUCAAUUAUGCGACUUAAUAAUUCUAGUAUGGAAAAAUUAAUGGGUUUGAUAGAAACCUCUGUUAAAAUGCAAAUGUUCUCAAGUAAUGGUCCGAGGCAAGUAUUACUAGUAACAUUGAAUCAUUUAGAUUCUAUCCGUGAAUUGGCAGGCACUCAUCAAUUGAAACAAAGUGUAGAUGUCAUUCAACAUAAUUUUUAUCAAACCUUUGAGAAAAUGACAAAUGGAGAAAUAAUGAGAAUGCGUUACGCAAUGUUGAACUAUUUGCAAGAUAUACAUGUCAAAGUUACCAUAUUUAUUAAAGAAGGUUUACAGCGAUAUAAUGGGUCAUUUGUUUCAGUAGGAAAAUGGGUGAUACCAUAUGGAUGUGAAGCUCCAGGUGUUAUAAGAGUAUUCAAUAAAAAUAGUACUCUUAUUGACAUCAGUACAUUUCAUCCAAUAUCAUUUUAUAAAGUGGAAACCGAAAUAGGUUCAAUUAAGCCUAAUAGUCCUCGUAUCACAACUCUUGGGCUUUCAAUAUUUAAUAUUAAUAAAAAUAUUAAUCAAUCAUUAGAAGAAACGUCAGAUCCAUUAUUUAAUGGCCAAACUAGUCGUGAUGGAUAUAAACAAGAGAUGGAUCUUUUUGUUACACAACUUAUGGGAAGUGAUAAUGAUAAUGAAGAAAUAGAUAAUUUGGAUCUAGAAAUAUUAGAAACUCCAUUAAAUUUAAAUGAAAGCAAAAUAGAAGAAAAAAUGUCAGAACACAAUAUUUUAGAUUUCAGUCAAAUUACUAGCAAUUUGUCUUUACAAAAUAUAAGAGCCGAAAUGGAUGAUUCGGUUUCAAGACAAACAGAAGAUUUACUAAAGAUGAUGCAGUUAUUAGAUUUAGAAUAAUUACCUAUUGAGAUUUUAAUCAUAAAGAUUGUUUCGUUCCAGAUCUCUAAAUUCUAAAAUAUAAGUUUUAAGUCGUAGUUUAAGUAUUUCACGACAAAUUUCUUGACUAUGAUCUGGAUUUAUAAUGCCCAUACGAUACAGUUGAUUUUCAUUAAUUCUUAUUAAAGCACGUCCAAUUAUUUCAUGCUGAAAAUAAAUAAUGAUAUAAACAUUAGUAAUAAAUAAUUAUGAGAACAAUUUUAUUUAAAUCUAAUUUAGUAAUUUGUGGUAUUCUGUUUAGUAUCACUUUAAUGUACGUUUAUUUUUUAUUUUAAGUAUUCAAUUUUAUAAUUAUGUUAAAUCAUUAAUAUGUUAAAUUCUUUUUGAAUUCUACAAUAAAAUAUCUAUUAUUAGUUUUAAA
This is a messenger RNA of Rhopalosiphum padi (bird cherry-oat aphid), 2525 nucleotides long. RefSeq names its product protein OSCP1 (gene OSCP1). The transcript has 6 exons. The coding region runs from base 1034 to 2125 and encodes 363 amino acids. Gene Ontology annotation, cellular component: plasma membrane; cytoplasm. NCBI's taxonomy places the organism in Eukaryota, Metazoa, Arthropoda, Insecta, Hemiptera, Aphididae. Gene Ontology annotation, biological process: transport. The record is from RefSeq and is a predicted model, not a curated record.